Molecule: messenger RNA, 168 nt
Organism: Parastagonospora nodorum SN15
Lineage: Eukaryota; Fungi; Ascomycota; Dothideomycetes; Pleosporales; Phaeosphaeriaceae
Exons: 2
Coding region: 1-168 (55 amino acids)
Source: RefSeq, a predicted model, not a curated record
AUGUCUCUUCUCAGACAUUACAAUCCUGCCUCAGCCGGUCCAUCACAUAUGGUCUGGUCUGGUCUGGUCUACAACACCGAGGUCCCAGUCCUGCCCCCGUUCUUCCAGACGCUGACUUGUCCGCCCACGCGCAAGAUUCAAGUCCGCUUAGUCUACCGACCCAUCUGA